Messenger RNA from Megalobrama amblycephala (Wuchang bream), 1040 nucleotides. Its product is annotated as B-cell receptor CD22-like. The coding region runs from base 462 to 1040 and encodes 192 amino acids. The record is from RefSeq and is a predicted model, not a curated record. NCBI's taxonomy places the organism in Eukaryota, Metazoa, Chordata, Actinopteri, Cypriniformes, Xenocyprididae. The transcript has 2 exons.
UAUCACAGUUUAAUAAAAAUGACAGUUUCAUAGCUUUUAAUAGCAGUAAAAACAUCAUUAGAGGAUUCAGUGACAUACAGAUGACUGGAGAUCUCACUGAGAGGAACUGCACAACUGUCUUCUAUAACAUCAUGAAGAAUCAUUCAGAUCUCUACUACUUCAGACUGGAAAUGGAGCCAAAUGUGUUCAGAGCAACAUUUUUCCUCAAUCAACCUGAUUCAAUGAAGACUGUGAACAUCAGUGUCAGAGGUAAAUCUCAUCUCCACUGUCUUUAACAUACAGGUUCUUAUGCUUUCCUUUACUUGUAAGUCACUUGAUAAAUGUAAUAAACAUUACUAACAUAUUAUUUACAUAAUUGAUUAUUAUCACUAAGAACAGUUUCUUAAUUAUGAACUACAAUCAUUUAUUCUGUAGAUUCACCACAGCCUCCUGAACUUAAACCCAAUGAUCAACGCUCUGUGAUGGAGAACACAAUAGUCAAUCUGAGCUGCUCUGCUGAAGCCCCCUGCCCCAAACAACCUCCUACAAUAUCCUGGUCCAACAUCCCUGAAUCUGCCCACAUUACAACACAGUUACAGGAGAAACCUGAUAAAACCCUGUCAGUGUUUUCACACAUGACCUUCAAAGCUUCAUACAUGGAUCACAGAAGGAACAUCUCCUGCACUGUUACAUAUCCAAGAAAAACAUUGAAUGACUCAACCGUGGAGACCACCGUGAUGCUACAAGUCCUGUUUCCUCCAAAAGAAACUCACAUCACCAUCGAUCCAUCUGCUUCAGUCUCUGUUGGCACUAAUGUGACUUUGACCUGCAAAAGCAAAGCCAGUCCAUCAAUUAACAUGAACUACACCUGGUACAAACGUGGAUAUGAGAUGCCUAUAGCUUGGGGAAAGAAGAUUACCUUCAAUGCAACUCAAAAGAAUGCAGCAUGGUAUUCCUGCACUGCACAGAAUCAACAUGGAAAACAGUCAUCAGCAGAGAUCCAGAUCACAGAUGAAGGUGAGUUUAUGCAGUCUAAAUGUCGAGAACAAGGUCAUUUAUAG